This is a messenger RNA of Monoraphidium neglectum, 342 nucleotides long. RefSeq lists its product as hypothetical. The transcript has 5 exons. Gene Ontology annotation, molecular function: acyl carrier activity. Lineage: Eukaryota; Viridiplantae; Chlorophyta; Chlorophyceae; Sphaeropleales; Selenastraceae. The record is from RefSeq and is a predicted model, not a curated record. Gene Ontology annotation, biological process: fatty acid biosynthetic process. Bases 1 to 342 code for a protein of 113 amino acids.
AUGGCUCUGUCUCUGAACAAGGCUGCUACCCGCGCCGUGCGCGCUACGGCCCCGGCUCCCCGCAUGGUGGCCUUCCGCCGUGUGGCCUGCCGCGCUGUGGACAAGGAGCAGGUGCUGGCCGAGGUCCGCGGCAUCAUCAGCGAGCAGCUGGGCACCGAGCUGGAGAAGGUCUCCCCCGGCUCCAAGUUUGUUGACCUGGGCGCCGACUCGCUCGACACCGUUGAGAUCAUGAUGGCCCUGGAGGAGAAGUUUGACAUCACCCUGGAUGAGGAGGGCGCCGAGAAGAUCUCCACCGUGCAGGAGGCCGCCGACCUUAUCGCCGCCCAGGUCGCCAGCAAGUAG